Emericellopsis atlantica is the source of this 2421-nucleotide messenger RNA. RefSeq lists its product as uncharacterized. Gene Ontology annotation, molecular function: ubiquitin protein ligase binding; protein-macromolecule adaptor activity. The record is from RefSeq and is a predicted model, not a curated record. The transcript is spliced from 2 exons. Gene Ontology annotation, biological process: ubiquitin-dependent endocytosis. Lineage: Eukaryota; Fungi; Ascomycota; Sordariomycetes; Hypocreales; Bionectriaceae. Bases 1 to 2421 code for a protein of 806 amino acids. Gene Ontology annotation, cellular component: cytosol; cytoplasm; plasma membrane.
AUGGGCAGCAACAACACCUCGCCUUCCUCACAGCAACCGCCUCACCAAGACCCCAGCUCGCCCGACAGCGCCAGCGCGCGACAACCCGCAGAUACCGCGCACCCCGCGCGGCGCGCAUCCGGCUCCUCCUCUACAGCACCGUCGACAACGACCGCAUCGUCAUCCAAGAGCGGCUCGUUUCUCUCCCGGUUCAGCAGGUCGGCGCGGAUUCGAAACAUUGUCGACUUUUACGUCCACACGCACGAGCCACACAAGAUCUAUACUGCAGGCGACCAUGUGCGCGGUUCCGUCUGUCUCACCGUCGUCAAGACGGUGAGGAUCACACACCUGACGGUGGCCUUGAGCGGCUACGUCCACGUCGUGAAGGACCCGAGAACGCGGUCGCGCGCUGCCCUGGCCAACGCGGUGAGCUUACUGCCCAAGGGUGUCUCCGAGCGGCCGGCGUAUCAUGGCAAUGGAUUCGCGAGCAUAUUCCAGGACGAGCUGGUGCUGAGCGGGGACGGCAAGCUCGAGCCGGGGAAGUACGAGUUUCUGUUUGACCUGGUGUUCCCUUCGAAAGGGUUGCCGAGCAGCAUCGAUUUCGAGCGCGGGACCAUAUCGUACGUGAUUUCGUCGACGUUGACGCGACCCAUUGCCAUCGCACCGACGACUACCUGCGAAACAAAGAUCAUGCUCAACAACAAGGUGGAUAUUGGACAUUGCGCCCCUCCCCAGCCAAGAAUCAUCUAUAUCGAGCCCCAGGCCAAGAAGAAGCGCAGGAAACGGUCGACUGGCUUGGACAAGUCGAUAGCCCCCAGCGCAGAGCUGAGCGACAUGUCCACCGAGUCUGGCCACGAGUCUGCGGUUCUCGAUGACAUGACUGUGCGGGAACGGUCCAUUGACAACGACAUGCGCAGUGAGAUCAGCGGCGAGAGUGGACGCAGCGUCAGCACGGGGGGGCUCAGCCGGGCUCACCUGGCGCAGGUAGCGUCUGCCAAGCAGCAGGUCGUUGAUGAUAAGACCAUCACGGCCAAGAUUGGUUUGACGAGAGGUGGCUAUCUGCCGGGCGACACCGUGACUGUGCGUGUUGAUAUUCAGCACAUCAAGUAUAUCAAGAGCAUGAACGGUGUCAUCGUCACGCUGUUCCGGCAGGGGAAAAUCGACUCGAGCCCGAACCCGGACAUGUUCAACAAGCCAUUGAGCAAGCAGGAAAGGCGACAGAUGCAGAGGGAGGACGUCCCCAAGUCGAAGACGAGGCUUGGGGGCCUCACGUUGUCCUCCGCCAACUCGACCAGCAUGUUUCGGAAGGACCUAGAUCAAGCCACUGCGCCGAUCAUCAUCAAUCCCGCGACCCUGCAGGCCUCGAUACCCGUCUCCGUCAAACUGCCAGGGGAGUGUUUCCCGACGAUCAAGGGCGUACCCGGAGACAUGAUGCGUUUCAGCUACCAGGUCGAAGUCGUGGUCGACCUGGGUGGGAAGCUCUCCAAUCAGUUCAAAGGGAGUCAAGAGUCAAGUCACGGCCACGGCAUUGGCCAAGAAGGGUCUACGAUGUACGACAAUUCGAGUUUCAGCUCCCGGCGGCCAGCGACAGGCAUCACCGACACAUCGGCCAUCAAGCGAGAGAGGGGCGUGAUCAAUGUGACGCUCGAGACGCAGAUUGGGACUGACGACAGCACCCGCGGCCGCGCACGACAACGAGUGUCGCCGUCGUCCAGGACGGUGCGGACCACGGCCAGCGAAGAUGACGAUUAUCGGAAUGCCGAGUUCAGCCACGUUGAUGAGAGCCACUGGGCGACGCCCAAUGCCAACGGCAACCCGUCAGACGGAUACUUCCCCAUGCAAAGGCAGCAGCAAGGUGUGCCUUCGUAUCCAACUCCAGCAACGCCAUCCGGGCCAUCGCAGCCAUAUCCAUACACCGUGCACGGCGAGUCGAGCAGUAGUGUACCAGCGUACGAGGCACCGCCACCUCAGCUGCCGGACCAACGUGAACUCUCGGAAAAGGAACGCGUUCGUGAAGCAGAAACGAGGCUCCUCCCGAGCGCCCCGCCAGCUGGCCCCUCAGCAGAUGGUCCUUCAGCUCCUCCGGCGGACGAGGAUGAGGACGACAUAUACGAUGCUGACGACACACCUCGGAUGCCCCAUGCAGGACCAUCGUCGCCACUCUCCGAGAUUGGACCUUCGGCGCCGACAGAGGACGAUCUCACGGCCCUUCCCAUCCACCCGCCCACGGAGGACAAGCAAGAAAUGGAACGAAGACGCCUGUUGAACGAGGCCAGCGCGCCACCUGAGAUGCCAGACGAGCUCACUCGCGCCUCGAGACGGGACACGGCGACCGUCGCGGGGCCGAGUGCGCCCGUCCUGAACGAAGAAGAUGAGCACGAUGCGCAGCCAGGGCCGUCGAGCAGGGGGCAUCAGGAGCAGUUACCAGCGUAUGAGCGCUGA